AUGUCUUCCAUCAUUGGGCAGGGUAUAGCCGGUCAUUUGAAUGCGGACUGGAAGCCAAGUCAGCCUUCUGCAGCACCAGCACCAGCACGCCGCAAAGAUUUAGAUAACAACAACAUAGGAACGGUUACUGGACAGCAGGGUGCUUGGCAGGCAACGCAAGAUGCCAGAAACACCCCAAGCCAGCAAUCUCCUUCCGACAAGCAAGCUCCCUCCAACACUCAGGAUGAUGGCCAAUAUCACCCAAACCAACCCAAGCCCCAGGCAUCACAACUUGCCAAAGCUCCAGAUGCUGCGAACCAAGAAACAACUCUGGGACAGCAAGCUUCUUCGCUGACACCACAAAAUCGUGCAAGUCAGCAAUUGUCUCCAAACAACCAAGCACCCUCCAACACUCAGGAUGAUGGCCAGUAUCACCCAAGCCAGCAAUUAUCUUCAAACAAGCAAGCAGCACCGAUCACUCAGGAUGAUGGCCUAUAUCACCCGAACUCAGCCGGGGGCAACGAGAGCUCUUCUACUUUAAGUAACGGCCAAUACAAUCCGAAGCAGCAACCGGCAGAAGGCCAUCCUCAGAUGAAUCAAGCAUCCACCGCAACACAACACGGAUCAAGCACAAACGCAUACGACAGCCAGCAAUUAGGCUGGAGUCAAGUUGCCCCAGAAAGCGGAAGUUGGAAUUCAGUGGUCGAUGCUACCCAGUCGCCUACCCCCACUCAGCUACACCCUACCGGCCAUGGAACAUCAACAACUGCUCCUCCAAUACCCACAAAUUCAGAAUCAGAUUCAUCUGCCAGUUCACCCGCCGCACGUGCGGGCAUUGCUCUGUCGGUCUGUGCUGCUGUAGCACUCAUUGCGCUUCUGAUUUUGUUCCCACUUUGUAAGCGACGCAAGCGCCUCCAAAAAGUACUUGGCGAUAGCCAAAAAGAAGCUACCGCGCAUGACCCUCCUCUACACGGAGCUGCCCAGCCUCUCCAUGAGUGCAUCUCAAAAUUUUACAGCCACAGUGCUCGACUCGUUUUUUCAACGACAGCUUUCAUGAGACUCAAGCGGCAAACUUCAAACCCUGCCCCGUAUUUUGGUGACACCCAUGUUCGCAGUGAGACAAACAACAAUGCCAUUGUUCCACAUAAGUCUCCUCGAAUUGAGAUUUGCCCUGCGCCCCAAGACUCACCACCUGCCUCGGUUUCUUCUUGGGAGACAGAACUGUCUAAAUCGCAUUCCAACAGUUCCUUGGCACCGUCAGAAGCCGCAAGCCUACAAACGGGAAGUCCCAAUCCCGACCAUGUAAAUGGCCUAGGGACACUGGAGAACCUGAGCGUGGGAAACCUCGUCGCUGUCAAUCCACUAAUGAAAAAUAUUUAUACCGUGGAAAUGGAUUAUAGCUCUAGAAGAGCUGGCCAGCUUGACCUUCAAGUCGGCCAACGUUUGUGCAUAAUGCAGGCAUUUGACAAUGGAUGGGCAAUGGGAGUUCGCCUCGACUGUCCUGAAGGAGGAUUAGUGCCCCGCUCUCAUCUCUCUGUUGAACCUGAAAACCAACCUAUUCGAUGUGCUGGCGAGCAGAGGAAAUCAAACCGAUACUCUCUUAAUGAACGAGCUUUUAGUUUGGGCUCGCGCUUUUAUUCUUUGUUUCAUUCCUCGGCGCAAGAUCCACAUUCCUCCCCUGUUUAG
Messenger RNA from Penicillium hordei, 1665 nucleotides. RefSeq lists its product as uncharacterized. The transcript has 2 exons. Gene Ontology annotation, molecular function: protein binding. The record is from RefSeq and is a predicted model, not a curated record. NCBI's taxonomy places the organism in Eukaryota, Fungi, Ascomycota, Eurotiomycetes, Eurotiales, Aspergillaceae. Bases 1 to 1665 code for a protein of 554 amino acids.